Messenger RNA from Amoebophrya sp. A120, 448 nucleotides. NCBI's taxonomy places the organism in Eukaryota, Dinophyceae, Syndiniales, Amoebophryaceae. The record is from the annotation of a GenBank genome assembly.
GGAAACCCAAUCCCCGCGAGGCCGCUAAGCAGGCCUACAACCGGCCUCACUUGACACCCAUGACAAGACAGGCACGACUUUGUGGCCGGGAUUUCAUGCAUGAUACAAGUUUUGCUGCAAAACUUUUGCAGCCCUUUCGUUUAUUCCCAACCUGAAGCUACUUCCAUAAUAUCAUGCUGGCGGAGCUCGACGAGCUUGAGGGCAUUGCGCGUAUCCCGCGUGAAAACGUACCCGUAAUUGCAAUUGCAAUUUGUCAUGCGUAGUUGUUUUCGGUACCAUAGUGCUACUCUGUUUAUGUUCAAUGCAUGACUCUCGAAAAGAUUCACUUCUGGAUCUGUCGUUCAGAAAUCCUCUCUGGACCACUCUGGGGUAUAGCAAGUAAGCAUGUAUUUCUAGGUACGUUUUCUUCAAGUGAUAACGCGGGACCGGUACACAAGGUCGGUGGUGA